Microstroma glucosiphilum is the source of this 789-nucleotide messenger RNA. RefSeq lists its product as hypothetical. The record is from RefSeq and is a predicted model, not a curated record. The transcript has 2 exons. NCBI's taxonomy places the organism in Eukaryota, Fungi, Basidiomycota, Exobasidiomycetes, Microstromatales, Microstromataceae. Bases 1 to 789 code for a protein of 262 amino acids.
AUGAACAGCGCAGAGAGGGCAGUCAUGGUCUGGUGGAAGCCAUUCUCUUCUUCACCGCAGCCUGGCGUACAGCAGCCAGUAGAACUACGGCAAGAAUCUCCUGUCCCUCCUCCUACGCCUUCACCACCUCCCUCACCGCCGCCCGUCUCAGCAACCCCCUUCCGCUCCUCCCCCGAGAUCUUUUCGCACCCACCACCCCCACCAGCCACACUCACACCUACCUCCUUCCUCUCCUCCAUCUCACCCACCAUUCCCCUCGUCUCCCUCUCCCUCGGUCUCGCCAGUGGACUCUAUACCGGUGCAAGUCGUGCCGGACUGGUGUUCAUGGCAGAGAAUGCUCAUCGCAGACCGGAGACGGUGCAGGGCUGGUACUUCUACAACAAGACAAAGAACUACAAGGUGCUCCUCUCUGGAAUUAAAGCUGGAAUCUCUACUGGAGUGAGAUUGGGUGGAUGGACGGGCCUGUGGGUUCUGGCUGAUGCAGGGGCAUUGGAGGCGAGGGAGCAGUGGCUUUCUUCGACUAGUAGCGCAUGGAUGGCUUAUGCGCACCAGAAUGGAAUGCUGGGAUGGUUGGGACAUUGGACCGAUGGAAUGGUCGCAGGUCAGGCAGUGGCAGUAUUGGCAUCGGCGGCGUAUAGACUGCCAACGAUGAGGUUGCUUGCAAUUGGUACACUCGCGGGAGGGACCACGGGAGCACUGCAGGACCUCCGAGACUACCUCAUUAGGAAGAAGGAGGCUCAAGAUGGGGUUUCUCAGCCCAGAUCACACCUUGUUGGCUCUGCAACAUGA